AUGGGCAUGCCGCAAAAUAACGACCCCGCGCCCGACUACGAGGAUCUCUUCGAGCAGCAACCCUCGAACAUGCGGACCGGGUACGCGCGAGUCGCGCAAGCCGACGAGACGAUCGAUCUCGAGCACGGCGCUGCCCAUCAGCACUCGGCGUCACCGGCAAUCCCGCUCGGGGUGCGACCAGCAGACGCCGAGCACGUCCAUUGCGAAGUGUGUGACCGACAGCUGGAGCGACGGGAGAACCGUGAGAAGGCGGCCGAGGCGUGUCGGGUGGUGUCGCGGACUUUCAUCCUGAUUACCCUAUUUCUGAUGGUCUUCGGGAUUGUAGCAGUGGUGUCGAUUGCGAAGAGACCAAAGCACGACUAG
Penicillium macrosclerotiorum is the source of this 363-nucleotide messenger RNA. RefSeq lists its product as uncharacterized. The transcript has 2 exons. The coding region runs from base 1 to 363 and encodes 120 amino acids. Lineage: Eukaryota; Fungi; Ascomycota; Eurotiomycetes; Eurotiales; Aspergillaceae. The record is from RefSeq and is a predicted model, not a curated record.